UUAGCAACGAAUGACAGAGUGAAAUGGCUCACCCCACUAACUUGUACUUUUUUCCCCCUCAUUCCCCAAUUUAUACCCAUUCACCAACUCCACUUCUUUCUUUUCUCCUAUAAAGCAUCCUUACAGAAUAAAGUUUGAGACUUGGAAAUUGGGUUUGAUCGAGAGACAGAGAUUAUGGCCAGAAGAGAUCUUGAGAGUGGCGGUGGGAGAACCAAGAACAACAGAACAGAGGAAAACUACACUGCGCAUGAAUCUUCUAAUCUUUACGAAGCUGAUACCCAUUGGACAUCAUGGCUGGUUCCUAUGUUUGUGGUUGCUAAUAUUGCUGUUUUUGUUGUUUCCAUGUACAUCAACAAUUGUCCCAAGAAUAAUCUCGGUCUCCAAGGUGGCUGCGUGGCCAAGUUCCUUGGAAGGUUCUCCUUCGAACCUAUGCAGGAGAAUCCGUUGCUUGGUCCUUCUUCUUCAACAUUGACCAAGAUGGGAGCCCUUCGGUGGGAUAAUGUUGUGAACGGGCAUCAAGGAUGGAGACUUGUCACUUGCAUUUGGUUACACGCUGGGAUUAUUCAUUUGCUUGCUAACAUGUUGAGUCUGGUAUUCAUUGGGAUUCGUCUGGAACAGCAAUUCGGGUUUGUGAGGAUUGGAGUUAUAUACCUGGUGUCUGGGUUUGGUGGAAGUGUUCUGUCAUGUCUGUUUAUCAGAGACCACACUUCGGUGGGUGCUUCUGGUGCCCUUUUUGGACUUCUUGGCGCAAUGCUAUCUGAACUUAUCACAAACUGGACUAUAUAUUCCAACAAAGCAAUGGCAUUACUCACCCUUCUAGUGAUCAUUGUGAUCAACCUUGGCAUUGGCAUUUUGCCACACGUGGAUAACUUUGCUCACAUUGGAGGAUUCGUGGUGGGAUUUCUCCUAGGUUUUAUUUUGUUGCCUCGUCCUCAGUUUGGAUGGUUAGAGCAGCGUCGACUUCCUGCCGGUGUGCGUUUGAAGUCUAAGUACAAAGCUUACCAAUAUGUUUUAUGGAUAGUGUCUCUUGUUCUGUUGGCUGCAGGGUUAACAAUUGCAUUGGUGAUGCUAUUCCGGGGUGAGAAAGGGUAUGAUCACUGCCAUUGGUGUCGGUACCUAACAUGUGUCCCGACCUCUAAAUGGGAAUGCAGCAAUGGCAGUUAAGUCAGAGUGGGCAAACGAUAUUCACUUGCAAGUUCUUUUACGUGUAUAGCCAUAGCUCACAGAAACCUGGUUGUUUUGUGCAUUUCCUUCUUUCUUUUUCUUUUUUGCUUCAAAUAAUUGGUUUGCCUUUAUGGAUAUAUGCUAACUUCUUUCUUU
This is a messenger RNA of Vigna umbellata (rice bean), 1320 nucleotides long. Its product is annotated as RHOMBOID-like protein 2. Gene Ontology annotation, molecular function: serine-type endopeptidase activity. Gene Ontology annotation, cellular component: membrane. NCBI's taxonomy places the organism in Eukaryota, Viridiplantae, Streptophyta, Magnoliopsida, Fabales, Fabaceae. The record is from RefSeq and is a predicted model, not a curated record. Gene Ontology annotation, biological process: proteolysis.